Molecule: messenger RNA, 3622 nt
Organism: Bombyx mandarina (wild silkworm)
Lineage: Eukaryota; Metazoa; Arthropoda; Insecta; Lepidoptera; Bombycidae
Gene: bmm
Product: brummer
Biological process (GO): lipid homeostasis; triglyceride catabolic process
Cellular component (GO): lipid droplet; cytoplasm; membrane
Molecular function (GO): protein binding; triacylglycerol lipase activity
Source: RefSeq, a predicted model, not a curated record
UGUCUUGUUUACCUCAUUUUAUUCAGUAUUUACAUUUUAAGUUCGUGUUUCAAUUUUAGUUUAUCGAGUUUCUCGCUAGAAACUGGUGAUCUUUAUGAUACAUUUAAACAAUUAAAUCGCUGUCAUUGUGAUAAAAAUUAUCUGUGAUUAAAUUAAUCUAAUCGUGUAAUUGUUUUAAAGCGAUAAUCUAGUGGCGAUAUUCAAAUUUCAAAUAGUUUUAUUUAUUUAUUUAAAACCUUGUGUUUUUAUUUGAUUUUUAAUAGUUGAUGUGAAUAAGAAUGAACUUAUCGUUCGCUGGUUGUGGCUUCCUCGGGAUUUACCAUGUUGGUGUUGCAGUUUGUUUCAAGAAAUAUGCGCCUCAUCUCCUUCUAGGGAAGAUAUCAGGAGCUUCUUUUGGAGCUUUGUCAGCCUGUUGCUUGCUCUGUGAUUUGCCCAUAGGUGAAAUCACAUCUGAUGUUCUCAGAGUGGUCCGCGAAGCAAGGUCAGGGUCCCUCGGACCCUUUAGCCCUUCAUUCAACAUUCAAAAUGUGCUCCUCGAGGGCAUGGAGAAAUAUUUACCCGAAGACGCCCAUAAGAUAGUGAGCGGUAAACUACAUAUAUCACUAACCAGAGUAUACGAUGGGAAGAAUGUUAUUGUAUCGGAGUUCCCUACAAGAGAAGAUUUAUUACAGGCGGUGAUGGCGUCAUGCUUUGUCCCAGUAUUUUCUGGCCUGUUGCCCCCCCGAUUCCACGGCAUCAGGUAUAUGGAUGGAGGGUUCAGUGAUAACCUGCCAGUGUUAGAUGAGAACACCAUCACGGUCAGUCCCUUCUGCGGGGAGAGCGAUAUAUGUCCUAGGGAUUUGAGUUCACAGUUAUUCCACGUAAACCUAGCGAACACGAGUAUAGAGCUAUCAAAACAAAACAUGAAUCGAUUCGCUCGUAUCCUUUUCCCUCCGAAACCCGAAGUCUUAAGCAACAUGUGCAAGCAAGGCUUCGACGACGCUCUUCGAUUCUUGCACAGAAACAACCUGAUAUCUUGCACGAGAUGUCUCGCCGUGCAGUCGACCUUCCAGCUUCAAGACGUCUUGGAUGACACAACGUACGAUUAUGAUCCGGAUUGUGAAGAGUGCAAGACCCAUAGACAGGAUGCAUUAGUGGACGAUCUACCGGACACGGUGAUGACGAUAUUCCAAAAUGCCAUCGAUUCGGCCAACAACGGCAUCGUGAACUGGGUGAUGAAGCAACGUGCCGUCCGAUACCUGAACCUCCUGACGCUGCCGUACCGAGUGCCCAUCGACAUUAUGUAUGCUACAUUCACCAAAUUCGUAUCAUGCACGCCGAAGAUGAGCAAGUCAGUCUGGAAGCUAAGCCUCAAUCUCCUGCAGCAGCUCCACGGCUUCGUGUACACGUCGCACGACAGGUCCGAAGCCGCGGCCAGGAUAUACUACAAGCUGACCACCGAGGCGAAGAGGGAAACCAACGAAGGACACCUCUUGGAGAGGCGACGAGCGAGUGAGUUCCGUGUGACGUACGGUGACGUGAGAAUAACCUAUGAGGAUGCGGACACCUUCGAACAAAUACUCAACGUGACGUCACACCACGAUGCACUGCUCGCAUACUACUACCUCGACGGAGAGAAUAAGAUGAAGAUGACCGAGAUAUACGACGUGACCGACGCCGAUACGGACGCUGUGCAGUCGCCCACAGAGCGGGACCUCAACAAGCAGCUGGAGUUCGACAACGACUGGUCCGACGAACUCAUCACCAGUAACGAGGAACUGGACAUGGAAGCGAUGGACGAUGACGCCCUGGCCGACCGGAACAUAUUCUCGGACCCGGAGAGCGAGUGGAACGGGCGCCGAUCCAACUCGGAGAGCGACGCCGAGCAACCGGAGGCCGACCGCCAAUUACUAGAACAAAUCGACUGCGAUCGACUAGCAAAAACUGUAAACAAACGAGCUGUGAUUUUAACCAAUUUUAUGCUGAAUAAUCUCGUUGAAGCGAUAUCCCAACUCUUGUCCAAUACGACCCUAUUGACUUCAUUGCUGCUAGAAGGAUUACCGUUGAAGAUCCCCUAUUUGAAUCCUUUAUGCGAGGCGGUCCUUUUAAACAGUUCCCUCCAACACUUGUACUUCCAACGAUGCUUGCUCGGAGACGCGGGAUGUUUGGCAAUCUGCAAAGCGGUCCGAUGUCUGCCGAACGUCCUGACUUUAGACCUGUCAGGUUGCGAACUGACUAUGCUUGGAGCUAGUUAUAUAGCUGAAUUAGUUAAGUACCAAAAGAUCCAUCGAUACAGCGAGAAUUGGAUCCAUACAUUACGUUAUCGUCUCCCUGAUCUCGAUACAAUGGCUGGCCUGAGACGUAUCACCCUUUGUGGGAACACUCAGUUGGGUGACGCUGGACUCACCAAACUAUUGGAGGUCUUGGCUGAUGAUUUGUGGAUUAAAGCACUAGACGUUCAAAACUGCGGUCUGACAGAAGCAACGGCAACGGCUACAUUGAACAUGAUGCGGUCGAAUACUACCCUCGUCGUCUUGGACUUGAGGCAUAAUUCUGAGAUCUCUAUCGAGUCGCUAUCCAAGGUUAGAUCUGCGCUCAGAGCUAACGAAAGGGGAACGGCAGGACAGUAUUCAUGGCUUGGAAAUGUUAGCGGUUGCUCAAGUGAUGGAAGAAUUAAAACUGUCGUCAAAAAUGGAGCUGUCAAAGACAGAGGAACGAUAACGAAAAACGCGCCAUCGAAAUACGUAGCAAAGAGUAGCGUCGUCAAAAAAGAAAAAGAUUACACAGAAGUACUCGAAGAACAGCUUCAAGAAGAGAUAUCGCAUCGGCAGCAACUCGAGGAGUUGAAUCUACAACUAGUAGAUCAAAUGAAGCAGUUGAAACAGCAGCAGAUCAAGUUGUGGGCGAAUGGGGCCAUGUCGUCAGGUUCAGAACAGUCAUUCCAAGCGAGUUCGCGUUCGGGUGACUAUUCAAGCAGUUCUGGUUCUUCGAGCUCGAUUCCGAUCGACCAGAACACGCUGUCCUACAUUCAGCAGGCCUUUAAGGAUAUAUAUGAAUUUAUCAAGAAUAAUCAGUGUCACGGACAAUGCCUCGUUGACACGGCAAAUGAUAAAAAUGUCGAAGAAACAAUUGUCAAUGAGGCCACCGAAGCUGAAAUGCACGGAUACAAUGAACUUCGCGCCAAUAUUGUAGCGAAGAAAGCACAAAGCACGCACGUCAAAAUGCUCACGAAUGCCAAGAUGACAAAGAAAAUGACCAAGUCUGCGCAUUUGUUGGGCGAUGUACCAGGAUCUCAGAGAUCUAGGGACGUUGAAAUGAAACCAGAAAUGAUCGAAAAGCAAAUGGGCGACACUAGAACUUUGAACGAAGAACGUUGCUAUGACGACAUGAGAACGAAGACAAAGAAGUCAAGUUCCCAGGACAGAUCGAGUCCUAGCAGCAGCAUGGUCAGCGAUUCGUCAGACACAUUGGUUUGCUCCCCUCAGCUGACGCAGCGCACUCUCGCCAUCAACCCGCGAGAGGCCUUCUACUCGAGCGACGAUGAUGAGUCUUCAUGAGUUUUUGUAUUCCUUUUGUUUAUUUGUAUGAAUAAAGUUUGUUUGGUAGAGGAGUUUAUUUCUGCAAUCACUUUAUUAUUUAAAAC